Molecule: messenger RNA, 810 nt
Organism: Maudiozyma saulgeensis
Lineage: Eukaryota; Fungi; Ascomycota; Saccharomycetes; Saccharomycetales; Saccharomycetaceae
Source: the annotation of a GenBank genome assembly
AUGUUAAGACAAGUUGGUGUUUUGAAAUUCGAUCUAGGAGAACGACACACUGAUAUAGUGGUCAAGGAUGUGCAAAUAUGGACAAACAAUGAUACUUUAAAGGAUGAGCACCAGAAUGAUAAUGUCUCGAUUUGGUCUCAUAGUGGUCGAUUUAUGCAAUAUGUAGAUCUUAAUAUGUUACCAUUGUGGUUACGUCCAAAUGUCUCAUCUAAUAAUUCAACACAUAUAUGUUUCACUACAAGUAAAGCAACCAACGCAUAUUUCAAUUCUAAAUUAAGAGACAGUAGGAGAGGUAUAGUUAUUAGUUUUCCAUCUCAAGAUACAGCUACUGAUAGUAGUGGAUUGUGGAUAUUUUAUAGGGAUGAGGAUAGUGAAUUGAAUGAGGAUAACUUUGUGAAAUGUUUUAUGUUAGAUCUAUCACGAAAAAACAUGAUUGAUACUCAGAUCCAUGACUCUAUAAAGAAUAAUAGUCAUAUGGGAAGAGAAUCUAGUAUCGAUGAUAUAUUGAAAAAAUCUCAAAAUAGGAUCAAUUCUGCAAAUAAUGAAGUUGCGAAGAAUGUUCGUAUUAAUGAUCGUAAAUUACAAUUCAAUGAAACUUUGUCGAAAUUAAUCCUUGGUGGGUUAAGACUCAGAGGUAUCCCAAAUACUCAAUCAUCAUUUCAACGACUAUAUAAAAUGACUUUUGACGCAUCAGAAUUUACACAUCGGAAUGAAUUAAAAGAGAUGAACAGAGGUCAACAACCAGAUAUUCCUUUCGAGGAGUUACAAGAAACUGUAGAAACAUUGUUAAGACUGUUCACGAAGUCAUAA